Messenger RNA from Guyanagaster necrorhizus, 687 nucleotides. RefSeq lists its product as uncharacterized. The record is from RefSeq and is a predicted model, not a curated record. Lineage: Eukaryota; Fungi; Basidiomycota; Agaricomycetes; Agaricales; Physalacriaceae. The coding region runs from base 1 to 687 and encodes 228 amino acids. The transcript has 4 exons. Gene Ontology annotation, cellular component: Swr1 complex.
AUGUCCAAUAUCAAUGAUUCUGACUCUGAGGACGAAGACUAUGUUCCACCGGCUGGUGAUGUCGAGUCCGAUUCUUCAGACACAGAAAGGGACAUUAAACGUCGUCGGACAAGUUCUCCGAAACCCCUUGCAGUAGAAACAGACGACACGGCUCAGAAACAGGCUCGCAAUGCCUUGUGGACGAAGUUUCAGGAAUCCGUAGCAUCGACUUCGACAACAGCGCAGCAAGAAAUGCCAAAAAAGAUGGUCAAGGUGGAGAAAAGAUAUCUCUUUGCAGGCGAGAACGUCGUAGAAGUAGUUGAAGUCCCUGAAGACUCUCAAGAUGCAAAGAAAUGGCCGUUAUUUUCUGAGUCUACGGAGGACUUUGGCGCUACUAUUGAAUCACCACUUCCCGCUUCCAAACCUGUACCUCCGAAAAAGAAACCCGGACCAAGAAAGGGAAAGCUCUCCUUGAAUGACCUGCCUGGUCCCUCUAAACAGAGACCCAAAAAGCUCACGACACUUGAUAAAUCUGCUAUGGACUGGCGCAGUCAUGUUUCUGCAGAACCUUCCAGUUUCAAAGAUGAGUUGGAUGCAAAUCGACGGGGAGGAGGCUAUCUUGAAAAGAUUGAAUUCUUGGAAAGAGUUGGAGAGCGGCGAGAAGGAGCUCUUGAAGCCAGCAAAAGCAGUAAACGGCGUAGAGGGUAA